This is a messenger RNA of Pipistrellus nathusii (Nathusius's pipistrelle), 429 nucleotides long. NCBI's taxonomy places the organism in Eukaryota, Metazoa, Chordata, Mammalia, Chiroptera, Vespertilionidae. The record is from the annotation of a GenBank genome assembly.
AUGGGCUGCGGCGGCAGCAGGGCGGACGCCAUCGAGCCCCGCUACUACGAGAGCUGGACGCGGGAGACCGAGUCCACCUGGCUCACCUACACCGACUCCGACCCGCCGCCCAGCGCCGCCGACAGCGGCCCCGAGGCGGCCGGCCCCGCGGGUGUGCUGGAAGAUGGACCGUCCUCCAAUGGCGUGCCCCGGUCUACAGCCCCAGCUGGAAUAUCCAACCCAGAGAAGACGACGAGCUGUGGGACCCAAUGCUCCAAUCCUCAGAGCCUCGGCGCAGGCGCUUUGACCCAGAAACACAACAGCCUUCGGACCACAGAGGCUAAACGAGAUGCGAAGCGAAUGCCUGCAAAGGAAGUCACCAUCAGCGGCACAGAGCAGCCCCAGGCAGGUGGAGGGAGUCGGGGAAUCACGGAGAACUGUGCCCGCUAG